Messenger RNA from Racocetra persica, 351 nucleotides. The record is from the annotation of a GenBank genome assembly. Lineage: Eukaryota; Fungi; Glomeromycota; Glomeromycetes; Diversisporales; Gigasporaceae.
AUGGAAAAAGACGAAAAAAGACCUUUUGGCAAAAUGGAUAUAUGGACUGAAGUUCCAAUGAAACCUGAAUACAAAUUCAUCUCAAAAAAUCGAAAGAUCUUUAAUGAAAUACAAGAAAGAUUCUUUGUUAAAAAUAACUAUUCAUCUCAAAGGAUCGAGGAGCAUCUGGCUGUUGGACAUGGGGGCACAAGAGCUACUUAUAAACAAGUAUCAGAUAAAUAUCAUAGUAUAAAAAGAUGCUUAGUUGAUAAAUUUGUUAAAAUGUGUAAAACAUGUAAAACACGCAGAUUAUCUAGCAAACCUUUAGCCAUAAGACCUAUUAUUAGCAAGUUUUUUAUGCAACGGCUUCAG